AUGAACGUUGUUGAACAAAUACAAUCGAUAGAACUUUUACAGGAUCAAGGUAUCAAUGCUAGUGAUAUCACUAAAUUAAAAAUGGCUGGAAUUCAUUCUAUUGCUUCAGUCUUAUCCACCACUAGAAGAAAUUUAGUUAAAAUCAAAGGGUUAAGUGAAAUCAAAGUUGAAAAAAUCAAAGAAGCAGCUGGUAAGAUCAAAAUGACUGGAUUUAUUUCAGCAAGUAUUGUUGCAGAACAAAGAGAAAAUGUAUUUACUAUUUCUACAGGUUCAAAACAAUUUGAUGAAGUUUUAGGUGGAGGUAUAACAUCAAUGAGUAUUACUGAAGUUUUUGGAGAAUAUAGAUGUGGUAAAACUCAAUUAUGUCAUACUUUAUGUGUUGCAGCUCAAUUAAGUAAAGAUUUAGGUGGUGCUGAAGGUAAAGUUGCUUAUAUUGAUACUGAAGGUACUUUUAGACCUGAUAGAAUUAAAUCUAUAGCUGAAAGAUUUGAAGUUGAUCCUCAAACUUGUCUUGAAAAUAUAUCUUAUGCAAGAGCUUUAAAUAGUGAACAUCAAAUUGAAUUAACUGAACAAUUAGGUAAUGAAUUAUCAAGUGGUCAAUAUAGAUUAUUAAUUGUUGAUUCUAUAUUAGCAUGUUUUAGAGUUGAUUAUUCAGGUAGAGGUGAAUUAAAUGAAAGACAACAAAAAUUAAAUCAACAUUUAGCUUAUUUAACAAGAUUAGCUGAAGAUUAUAAUGUUGCCGUAUUUUUAACAAAUCAAGUUCAAAGUGAUCCUGGUGCAAGUUCAUUAUUUGCUGCUGCAGAUGGUAGAAAACCUGUUGGAGGUCAUGUUUUAGCUCAUGCUUCUGCAACAAGAAUUUUAUUAAGAAAAGGUAGAGGAGAAGAAAGAGUUGCUAAAUUAUUAGAUAGUCCAAAUAUGCCAGAAAAAGAAUGUGUUUAUGUUAUUGGUGAAGGAGGUAUAAAAGAUUCAGAAUAA
Lodderomyces pseudojiufengensis is the source of this 975-nucleotide messenger RNA. RefSeq names its product recombinase (gene DLH1). Gene Ontology annotation, biological process: reciprocal meiotic recombination; chromosome organization involved in meiotic cell cycle; DNA repair. The record is from RefSeq and is a predicted model, not a curated record. Lineage: Eukaryota; Fungi; Ascomycota; Pichiomycetes; Serinales; Debaryomycetaceae. The transcript is spliced from 3 exons. Gene Ontology annotation, molecular function: ATP binding; double-stranded DNA binding; DNA strand exchange activity. The coding region runs from base 1 to 975 and encodes 324 amino acids. Gene Ontology annotation, cellular component: condensed nuclear chromosome; nucleus.